This is a messenger RNA of Vespa velutina, 4077 nucleotides long. Its product is annotated as zinc finger protein 665-like. Gene Ontology annotation, biological process: regulation of transcription by RNA polymerase II. The transcript has 11 exons. The coding region runs from base 525 to 3563 and encodes 1012 amino acids. Gene Ontology annotation, cellular component: nucleus. Lineage: Eukaryota; Metazoa; Arthropoda; Insecta; Hymenoptera; Vespidae. The record is from RefSeq and is a predicted model, not a curated record. Gene Ontology annotation, molecular function: DNA-binding transcription factor activity, RNA polymerase II-specific; RNA polymerase II transcription regulatory region sequence-specific DNA binding.
AAAAUGCAUAGGAAUUCGUUUUGAUCGACGUAGAAUAGAUUGCACGGGAAAUUUUCUCAUAAGAGUUAAUUCGGUAUGGCGCGUCCUUCGGACGCAUCGAGCGCGUAAGUUCCUGCGGGGUGGGCGAGGGACGCCAUGACAGUCGUCGUAUUUUCUGUUAACCGCGAGCACGUAGGCACUUCCCAAGAUUUUCGUGAAAUUACGUGGCACGUCGGAGUCGAACAGGGCCGAAUUUGGUCCUCCGUUAUUCCGUUCUCGACGGCGUACACUUGGAUGAUAUUGUUGAAGCGGAGGGCGAGAGAGCGUGGCCAUUAUCGAGGAUUUGCUUGUGGGUAUCCGUGGCGAGGUGAGACGUCGAGAGGCGGCGAAAGGCGUCCCCCCUGCGUCGGGACGCGCGUCUCCCCGUGCACGGGACGGCCUAAGGCCGUAAGAGCGAGAUGCCUGAACCGCCGACGGCAUCCUUUACCACGAUGAAAAGUGAAUUAUGUCAGAAGCACUUAAUUGGUAGCCUUCAGUGAACGAAGAUGAACAGCGAGCAGCAUGCGUUGCCAGCGACUACGCAGGCUCAACAAGAGGAUGUAAACGCGGGUCAAAGUGGUCGUCCUUCAUACCCAGGUGGUUUGGCUACUUCUACUGGCCUUGGCAAUGUGGGGAAUACCCCUCAUUCAUCCGCGGACCUGCGUGUAGGUACAGCCGUAGCGUUAGCCUCCUCGGUAGCUAAGUAUUGGGUCCUGACCAAUCUGUUUCCCGGACCGCUACCUCAGGUCUCGGUCUACCACCAUUCCCACCACAACUCCUCUCAUAGGAGCGGUGGAAGUGGGGAGGCAUCCUCCAAAGAGCCAGCCUCCUCCUUGAAUCAGGAAAUGGCAUUGAACUCCAGCUCUCAUCAUCAGUCAACCUCUCAGUCGGCACAUCAUCACCAUCAACCUUCAGUUAGCAGUAGCAACCAUCAUGGCUCUAUGCAGUCCAACUCUCAGCAGAUUCCAGUUUCUCUUCCUGGCCUUAAUCUAGACGGGGCGCAUAUCCCGGCGAGCGUUAGUCACUUACAGGCAGCACACGCGCAAAUGCAACAACAAAUGCAGGCUCAACAGCAGCAGCUGCACCAGCAGCAGCAACAGCAGCCGCAGCAGCAGCAGCAACAGCAGCAGCAAUCUCAUCACCAAAUGCAGAAUCAUCAAAAUGCACAGAACAAUGGACCGACCUCACAUAACCAGAACACUCAGCGGGACGACAACAAAGUCAAGGAUGAAGGUGGCAGCUGUACCACCGAACGCUGUAGCGAUAAUCAGGUUCACUGUCAAGUUCAAUGCGAUCUUCAGUUACAACCACCACAAGACUUACAACAGAGCUUAAUGCAACAGCAGCAGCAACAGCAGCAGCAGCAGCAGCAGAUCGGCGUGAAUAUAAGCGGGAAUUCUUCGACCGAGGGUAGCAGCCAAAAUAAUUCGGAAAAGCCGGAGAAGGAAAAGGAGUUGCGGCAACUUAAUAUGACGCAAUUUCAAGUUCCAGACUUAAAACCAGGUGGUCAUAUGAUGGACGUCAGAACUGCGGACGGUUCGGUAGUCAAAAUUAGUGCGGGAAAUGAACAAGACUUAGCUAAAACAUUGGGUGUUGAAAUGGUACAAAACAUGUACAAGGUCAAUGUCGAAGAUAUUAACCAGCUUUUAGCGUAUCACGAAGUUUUCGGAAAAUUGCAAAGUGAAAUUGCAGCCGGUACUACUUUGGUAGGAAGUACAGUUCCUACUCAAACAGUUACCACCAUUCAAAAUGGUACACCGUUAGUGCAGCAAGUUCAAUUGAAUAAGUUUGAUAUAAAAACUAGCGAUGGUGAAGCAACACCGGGUCCAAGUGCAUCGCCAGUUUCAGUUGGCAGCCAUGCCUGUGAGAUAUGUGGAAAGAUAUUCCAGUUUCGUUACCAGCUUAUCGUACAUCGUAGAUAUCAUACAGAAAGAAAACCAUUCACGUGUCAGGUUUGUGGGAAGGCAUUCUCAAAUGCAAACGAUCUAACGCGUCACGGAAAAUGUCACUUGGGUGGAUCGAUGUUUACAUGCACUGUAUGUUUUCACGUCUUCGCAAAUGCACCUUCGUUGGAACGGCAUAUGAAAAGACAUGCUACCGACAAGCCUUACAACUGUACGGUGUGUGGCAAGAGUUUCGCAAGAAAGGAGCAUUUAGAUAACCACACCCGAUGCCAUACAGGCGAAACACCAUACAGGUGCCAAUAUUGCUCGAAGACAUUUACCCGAAAAGAACACAUGGUAAAUCACGUGCGCAAACACACUGGUGAGACUCCACAUCGAUGUGAUAUUUGCAAGAAGAGCUUUACUCGCAAAGAACACUUUAUGAACCAUGUUAUGUGGCAUACAGGAGAAACCCCCCAUCAUUGUCAAGCCUGUGGCAAGAAGUAUACGCGCAAAGAGCACCUCGCUAACCACAUGCGUUCACACACCAAUGACACCCCAUUUCGCUGUGAGAUAUGCGGUAAGUCGUUUACGAGGAAGGAGCACUUCACGAACCACAUAAUGUGGCAUACGGGUGAGACGCCGCACCGCUGCGACUUCUGCUCGAAGACGUUCACUCGAAAGGAGCAUCUUCUCAACCACGUUCGCCAGCACACGGGUGAGUCUCCACACCGAUGCGGCUUCUGCUCCAAAUCGUUCACCAGAAAGGAACACCUUGUUAACCACAUCCGCCAACACACAGGGGAGACGCCCUUCCGCUGUCAAUACUGUCCAAAAGCAUUUACGCGUAAGGAUCAUCUGGUGAACCACGUCAGGCAGCACACGGGUGAGUCACCGCACAAGUGCCAGUAUUGCACCAAAUCCUUCACGAGGAAGGAACAUUUGACCAAUCACGUGCGUCAACAUACAGGCGAAUCGCCACAUCGAUGCCACUUCUGCUCCAAAUCAUUUACUCGUAAGGAGCACUUGACGAAUCAUGUAAGAAUCCACACUGGCGAAUCUCCGCACAGAUGUGAAUUUUGUCAGAGAACGUUCACUAGGAAAGAACACCUCAAUAAUCAUCUCCGUCAACAUACCGGAGAUUCUUCGCAUUGUUGUAACGUGUGCUCGAAACCAUUUACGAGAAAGGAACAUCUCGUAAAUCACAUGCGCUGUCAUACCGGUGAACGUCCAUUCGUGUGCACGGAGUGCGGCAAGAGCUUCCCAUUGAAGGGUAACUUGCUGUUCCAUAUGCGUUCCCAUAAUAAAGGAAGCAACGCUGAGAGACCAUUCCGUUGCGAUCUCUGUCCCAAAGACUUCAUGUGUAAAGGACACUUGGUCUCCCAUAGACGAUCCCAUUCGGACGAACGUCCACACAGCUGUCCGGAUUGCGGCAAGACGUUCGUUGAAAAAGGAAACAUGUUGAGACAUUUGCGAAAACAUGCUGCUGAAGGGCCACCAACGCAGGUUAGCACACCGUCUGCUAUUCCACAAUCUGGAGUUUUACCUAUACCAACUGCUGCGGUUUUGGUUGGACAUCCAUUGGCACCACCAGCUCCACCAGUUGUCCCACAACAUACCGUAGUAGUACCAACACCACCUGGAGUUUUAACAUCCUAUUAAAUCAAGUUCGAAAAGAAAAAAAGAAAAAAAUGACGUGUCAAGAGAAAAAUCGUAACGCCGAUGGAGCUUUCUCAAGGUUGUUGUUAUAUCAGUGUGUUUGAUCGACGAAUACCAAGAGAAAGAGAGACUGUGUUUCAGAUUUCAAUGCAAAACUCGAAGUCAUAAUCAAGAGAACGCAGUUCUCUUAUAUCUAUCUGUUUUUGAACAGAAAAGUGUCGUUACAUAAUGAAAAUUACUCGGAACUAUAAUUCUUCGACAGCAGCUAAAAAUAAUAAUUACCUUAAUUUAAAAAUAAGGUUUGUCGAACUUUGAACCAAGGAAAAAACGAAACACGAUCGUGUUCUACUCGCAUCUAUCAGUGUAUAGAUAACAUUGAAAGAUUUUUCAAUAUUAAAUACAUUUUGCGUGUUGUCGGCGAUAGAUUAUCCAAAGUUUGAAUUUGUUUCUAUAUAUCUUUGUAUGAUAAAUAUAAUAGAUUUAUAUAAGUAUAGAUACAUAUAUAUAUAUAUGUGUA